AUGGAAGCCCGCAUUGUCUCCAUCGAGUCCCAGCUCCAGAGCCUUGCCCAGAUGCAGAAGCUCGUCGUCUCCGCCCUCGGCAGCAGGCCCUCCUUCUCUCUGCCCGCUGGCCUGAACUUCUUCUCUCAGUGGGAGGAGCAGGUGUCUGAGGUCGAGUCGGCCGUGGCCGAGGCCCGUGAGGAGCUCAAGGUCCCCAAGGCCAUCGGCGCCUUCCCCGAUUCGGGCAUCGCCACUCCCGAGGAGGAGCCCAGCGCCGAAGAGCUCGAGAAGCUCGCCAGCAACAUCCUCGACAUCAUCCAGCGCUACGGACAGCACCUCGCGCCCAAGGACGGCGACGACCAAGAGGCCUCGUCGGGUUGGCUCGGCAAGUCCAUGUUCAUGGGCAAGGUGCUCGAGCAGCUCUCCAAGCACCAGGCCAUCCGCAUGAUCCUGCCUGCCUUCCCCUGGAAGAGCAUCAACCAGACGGACAAGGUCACGGGCAAGCUCCCCGACCUCGGCGAGGAGCUCGCGCUCGCACGCCUCAACCAGCUCUGCGAGGACAUCAAGGCCGUCUACCCGCUCGGCGGCCAGAUCCACAUCGCCACCGACGGCCUGCUCUUCGACGACGUGGUCGGCAUCCCCGACGAGGACACGUGGAACUACAGCGAGGGUCUCAUGGCCAUCGUGCGCGAGAGGGGCUACGCCGACAACAUCAAGCUCCUCCGGGCCAUGGACAUCCUCGGCUUCACCGACCCCGAGAGCAAGCCCCUCGACCGGGAGACGUACCUCUCCCUCACGCAGCAGACGCGCGACGAGCUGAUGACGCGCUACGGGCGGACCGAGGAGGAGGUCCGCGAGAUGAUGCGCGACGACAACGACACGCUCCUCACGUACUGCGGCUUCGUCCGCUUCCUCGAGACGGACCUGCGGCACAGCGCGGUGGCCAAGGAGGCCAGCUCGGGCAACAAGUACCGCAAGAUGGUGAAGGCGCGGGCGAUCCAGAUGAUGCUGCGGGCCGAGAGCUUCACCAAGCUCCUGCAGGACCUCUGCCCGGACUACGUGCGCCUGUCGAUCCACCCCAGCACCGGCGCGGUCAAGCUCAGCGUCCCGCUCAUCGUCACCGGCACCGGCGAGUUCCCCCGCACCCCGUGGCACAGCAGCCUCGCCGUCGCCCGGGACGGCUCCUACAGCACCGUGCACAGCAAGGACGUCCGCGACACGCACGUCUUGGUCGCCCGCGACGACGAGGCGUGCUCGCCCUACUACUUCCGCGAGCGCUCCGGCGUGUGGGACUGGGAGGAUGACGAGGUCGUCUUCGAGCCCGUCUGCCCCAACCGCAUGGUCGUGCGUCCGAGCAAGAAGGUGAACGGGCUCAAGAGCCUGAGUGCGGAGCAGCUGGAGAAGCUCAAGCAGCUGCGGGCUGUGCACACUGCUGGCCCCGUUGAGGUGGUCGGCUUCGCGAACGCUGCAUCGGCCAUCUGA
This is a messenger RNA of Diplodia corticola, 1461 nucleotides long. Its product is annotated as pyoverdine dityrosine biosynthesis. NCBI's taxonomy places the organism in Eukaryota, Fungi, Ascomycota, Dothideomycetes, Botryosphaeriales, Botryosphaeriaceae. The transcript has a single exon. The coding region runs from base 1 to 1461 and encodes 486 amino acids. The record is from RefSeq and is a predicted model, not a curated record.